This is a messenger RNA of Rotaria sp. Silwood1, 1044 nucleotides long. The record is from the annotation of a GenBank genome assembly. NCBI's taxonomy places the organism in Eukaryota, Metazoa, Rotifera, Eurotatoria, Philodinida, Philodinidae.
AUGCGUAAAAAUCUGGAUGAUGCAGUAUUUAAGGACAUGGCUGCUAUUGUUGAUGAAGAACUUCGUACCAGUUUGCAUAUGGCAGCAGAAAAAGGUAAUCUUGGCAUAAUGAAAUUACUCAUAGAAGUCAACAGGAGCGAUGGUCUAGACGCUCGUGAUUCCAUGGACCGUACGCCAUUACAUGCAGCAGCUAGUUGGUCUGCAUAUGAUGAUGAUGAUAAUAAAAGGCGAACUGACUGCAUUAAGCUUUUGGUCGAUCAGAACGCUGACAUAAAUGCGACAGACUUACGACGAGAGACACCAUUACACAUAGCGUGCAAAAGUGGUUCAGUCUCAUCUGUGAAAUGUCUGCUUAAAUCAAAAGCUGAUCUUUUGGCAACAAAUAUAUAUGGACUCAACUGUCUUGAAGUGGCAAUCGAAGAGGAAAAUAAACCAGUCGUUAAAUACCUUCUUGAACAUGAUCGUGUAUUUGAAUUGAUGCGUAACGCACAAAUUGAGAAAGAUUCGCAGGAGGCGAUGAUGAUUACUGGUGAACUUAACUUUAAUGAUGUUAUGUAUUCAUCAGAUCAAGAAGCUUACUAUAAACUUGGUUAUAUCAUGUUCAUUUUAUUUGCUAUUUUUAUGACAGUUAUUACAAUGAAUCUUUUAAUUGGUUUGGCUGUUGGUGAAAUUCAAGGUUUAUUAAAGCAGGCUAAGUACGCUCAACUCGAUAUGACUUAUGAACUUGCACGUGAUUAUGAAGUUCUUCGAAUGCAACUUUUCAAAUUGAAAGAUCGCUGUCGAACUAUUGGUUUUCAAGUUGAACCGUAUGAAACUCGUGAUAUGCUUAAGAUACCCAAUCAUACUAAAUUCGGAAAAUGGUUUUCGAAUUUGUUGGCACGUGAAUUGUUUGCUGAUGAAUUGAUGGAUGAACCUACCGAUGAUACAACCGAACAGCAAUUUAAUAUAUUACAGGAACUUCAAUGUGGAAUGCAAAAAAUUACUUCAAAAGAUCAUGAUCAAGAUGAAAAAAGGAAGGAUUAUCAAAUCAAGAAAAAAAGUUAA